CAACUGUUCAAGAAAGUAGUGCCUCACCAUUGCCUGGGCUGCAUUUGGUCUCAAAGGGAUAAGAAGGAAAACAAACAUUUGGCUCCUACGAUCCAUGCUACCAUCUCUCAGUUUAAUACCCUCACCAAAUGUGUUGUCAGCACCAUCCUGGGGGGCAAAGAACUCAAAACUCAGCAGAGAGCCAGAAUCAUUGAGAAGUGGAUUAACAUUGCUCGUGAAUGUAGAAUCCUGAAGGCCAUCGUUUCAGCACUGCAGUCUAAUUCCUUCUAUCGGUUAAAAAAGGCUUGGGCUGCCGUCCCGAAGGACCGAAUGCUGAUGUUUGAAGGACUUUCAGAUAUCUUCUCAGACCAUAAUAACCAUUUGACCAGCCGGGAACUACUGAUGAAGGAAGGAACCUCAAAAUUUGCAAACCUGGACAGCAGCGUGAAAGAAAACCAGAAACGGACUCAGAGGCGGCUUCAGCUCCAGAAGGAUAUGGGUGUGAUGCAGGGUACUGUGCCCUACCUGGGCACCUUCCUGACUGACCUGACCAUGCUUGACACUGCUCUUCAGGACUACAUCGAGGGUGGACUGAUAAACUUCGAGAAAAGGAGAAGGGAAUUUGAAGUGAUUGCCCAAAUAAAACUCUUACAGUCUGCCUGCAACAGCUAUUGCAUGACCCCAGACCAAAAGUUCAUACAGUGGUUCCAGAGGCAGCAGCUCCUAACAGAGGAGGAGAGCUAUGCCCUGUCGUGUGAGAUCGAAGCAGCUGCAGAUGCCAGCACCACCUCGCCCAAGCCUCGGAAGAGCAUGGUGAAAAGGCUCAGCCUACUGUUUCUGGGGUCAGACAUUAUCACCAGCAGCACUCCCACUAAAGAGCAGCCCAAGUCCACUGCCAGUGGGAGCUCUGGUGAGAGCAUGGACUCCGUCAGCGUGUCGUCCUGUGAGUCGAACCAUUCAGAGGCUGACGAGGGCUCCAUUACUCCCAUGGACACACCUGAUGAGCCUCAAAAAAAGCUCUCUGAGUCCUCUUCAUCGUGUUCCUCUGUCCACUCCAUGGACACAAAUUCCUCAGGGAUUUCGUCCUUAGUCAACCCCCUCUCCUCCCCUCCAUCCUGCAACAACAACCCUAAAAUCCACAAGCGCUCUGUCUCUGUGACGUCCAUUACCUCGACAGUGCUGCCUCCUGUUUACAACCAGCAGAACGAGGACACCUGCAUCAUCCGCAUCAGCGUGGAGGACAACAACGGCAACAUGUACAAGAGCAUCAUGUUGACCAGCCAGGAUAAGACCCCUGCCGUGAUCCAGAGAGCAAUGCUGAAGCACAAUCUGGACUCGGACCCCGCCGAGGAGUAUGAGCUGGUGCAGGUCAUCUCAGAGGACAAAGGUGGGCGUGUGUUCCUUCUCAAGACAGGUGGCUAG
This is a messenger RNA of Galeopterus variegatus (Sunda flying lemur), 1401 nucleotides long. RefSeq names its product ral guanine nucleotide dissociation stimulator-like 1 (gene RGL1). Gene Ontology annotation, biological process: positive regulation of GTPase activity; Ras protein signal transduction. The annotation marks the transcript as partial. Gene Ontology annotation, molecular function: guanyl-nucleotide exchange factor activity. The record is from RefSeq and is a predicted model, not a curated record. Gene Ontology annotation, cellular component: plasma membrane. The transcript is spliced from 11 exons. NCBI's taxonomy places the organism in Eukaryota, Metazoa, Chordata, Mammalia, Dermoptera, Cynocephalidae.